Gaeumannomyces tritici R3-111a-1 is the source of this 1630-nucleotide messenger RNA. Its product is annotated as proteasome component PUP3. The transcript has 4 exons. Lineage: Eukaryota; Fungi; Ascomycota; Sordariomycetes; Magnaporthales; Magnaporthaceae. Gene Ontology annotation, biological process: proteasome-mediated ubiquitin-dependent protein catabolic process. The record is from RefSeq and is a predicted model, not a curated record. Gene Ontology annotation, cellular component: proteasome core complex; proteasome core complex, beta-subunit complex. Bases 425 to 1042 code for a protein of 205 amino acids.
CCAAAGCUCGGAUCACAUAAUGGCAUGUCGCGGUAUCUGGGCCCACCCAGCCAACUAGAAGCUGAGAAGCUGGUUCGCGGAGCUGGGGGGCAGACACGCCAGCCAGGCGUUUGCCUUGCGCUCCUCACACCCGCCCCGUAGUGCCCGCAGCUGGGAGCAGAGCUACCGCAAUAGACGGCUGCACCCCCAACGACGAAUCGACGCCGACGACGAUAACGACGGCACGGCCUUCCCGCUCUCUCAACACACAAGCGAGACGUUUCUCAGCCGGCACCCAACCCUUGAGGACUGUCCAGAGUCUCCACGCCUCUGCACAGGCACAUAAUCCAGACGAUAUCGCAAACGGAGCCCUCAAUCCCGCCGCCUCCGCCCAUCGCAGCUCCGUGAACCACCGCCUCCACCAGGGGAGCUCAUCACCGCCGUCAUGUCGUCUCCUUUCUCAAUAAACGGCGGUGCCGCGGUCGCCAUGGUGGGCAAGGACUGCGUCGCCAUCGCCUGCGACCUCCGGCUGGGCAUGCAGGCCCUGACCGUGUCCAACAACUUCCCCAAGAUCUUCCAGUACGGCGACGUGUUCCUGGGCCUGACGGGCCUGGCCACCGACGUCUCGACCGUCUCGGACCUGUUCCGCUACAAGGUCAACAUGUACCGCCUGCGCGAGGAGCGCAACAUCGCGCCCCGCACCUUCGCCAACCUCGUCUCGAGCUCCCUCUACGAGCGCCGCUUCGGCCCCUACUUUGUCAGCCCCGUCGUCGCCGGCCUCGACCCCAAAACCUCGCAGCCCUUCAUCUGCGGCUUCGACUCCAUCGGCUGCAUCGACUUCGCAAAGGACUUCAUCGUCAGCGGCACCGCCAGCGAGCAGCUUUUUGGCAUGUGCGAGAGUCUGUGGGAGCCCAACCUGGAGCCCGAGGAUCUGUUUGAGACCAUCUCGCAGGCACUGCUGAGCGCUGUUGACCGUGAUGCCCUCUCAGGAUGGGGUGCUCACGUUUACAUCAUUGAGAAGGACAAGGUCACCAAGAGAUUACUCAAGGGCCGCCAAGACUAGAGAAGUAAUGGUUCAGGCGUGAGCAUCUGGGAUAGUGUCUGGCAAUGCCAUGUCGGUACCAUUAUAUCGCCGAAGCAGAGCAGGAAUCCAGAACAAAGGCGCACUAUCCGCCCGGUUUUUGUGAAAAAGACCUGAGCAACUAGAACAUGCUACAUGAACUGGGUAUUUACGCCCGGCCCGGCCCCCUUGACAUGACUGCAUUGUACCAACAGACACCAGGCAUCAACUAGAAAUGAUGUUGUUGUACCCUUGUUUUUGCAUAUUCUAGGUCGAGCACGCAUGCAUAAGGAGGUCUCCAUGAAUAUCGAAUAACGCAACAGCCCGACGCUAGGAACAUUGCGUAAGGACGGGCGUGUUGUACGUCAACAACAAAAAACACGGACUUCCCAUACAAAUCCACAGUGUGUUUUUGGUCCGUGUUUUUAUCUAGUUCAACGUGUUGACAGGCAGGCAGAGUUGUCUCAAUGAGUUGUCAGAUUAAAUCCAGCGACGGCUACGCCAUGCGCACUAAAUCUAUUUUUAUCGGGUUGGUCCCCUGCCCGUGGCCAUCUAUGUACAAAGAGGUAGGUGGCUAAAUGGGCUCUAAAU